UCAUAAAAGUUCAGAAAGUCCAGUCAGCGGCAACAGAACGUCUGGAAUAAACGGUUCCUGCGGUCCGACAUCGAUUUUUGCGACACUUUCGCCUCAGAACUCUUCUUAAGUUUAGCUUGAAGCGACUCAACACUGCACUUCACGACCUCUCAAGUACUUUACUCUGAAAAGCGAGUUUUGACUUCUCCACCCGCUCCAGAAGCGUAAAAACAUAACUCGAGCUGAUGGCCAUGCACCAGCGGAUCCUGCGGGCCCUCGGGAACGGCCCCGCGCGGAGGAACCUCUUCGGCCCGGUGGACCGCGAGCAGCUCCAGCUGGAGUACCACGACGCCCUGAGGAAAGACCUGGAGGAGGCGUCUCGCCGCUGGGCCUUCGACUUCGCCACCGAGACGCCUCUGGAGGGCGGAGCCUAUCGGUGGGAGGGCGUGUCCGGGGUCAAGGUGCCCGUCCUGUACCGCGCCUGUCAGGACGAGAAGGAGAACGUCCCCAGAACCCCCCGGAGGUUCGGCGCCGUCCCGCAGGACGUGGAGAAGACGCCGGAGAAGAGGGCGGAGCUGAAGAGGAAACAGACCAAUAUCACGGAUUUCUACCAAGCGAAGAAGAGAGUAGUGGCCACACCCCGCAAAUCAGGACAAUAAUAACACACACACACACACACACACACACUCAGGACUCUUGUUCUCAGGAGGAACUCUGUUUUUUACGCCAUCAUCUACCUUCAUGAGUGUUUUCAGUCGUGUGAGUCACGGACCGAACGCAAGAAACACGUGACGGACCGCUCUUUUUUUUUUUUUUAAUUUUCCAUCAUGUUUUCGUGAAUGUUACUCGUCUGUGGGAAGUAGUCUCUCUGUCAUUUCCUCUUCCUUUUCGUCUUCGCAUGUCAACGGUUAACGCUUGUACAAAUUUCCGUUAAAGAAAAUCCGUUAAAAUCCUUUAAAGUCAACUCGAUUCUGGGAAGGUUUCAGAAUCCGUCUCUCAGCGGGACCGCAAAAUUAUAACGAAAGUUUCUUUACGAACUUUCAGUGUCCGUGUACACAAAUAUAUUGCUUUAUUGCACAAUACCUGUAGCUAAUUUUAAAAACUAACGUUUGGUGCCAAAAGUUAUUUUUUUGACAUAUAAAAGUUAUUUAUAACUCUAACCCUUCUAAGCUGAACUCUCAUAAAGGAGCUGCAAUUACGUUUUUUACAACGUACAGUUAUUGACGAACACUUGACGUCGUUCGUGAAACUCCAGCAGAAUGAAUUCUAAACCAAUUCUUCGCAAAUCUUUGCUUCUGCUCGCGUUCCUCGAACGCCGGCGCUGCUAAAACUACAGCAUAUUUACAAACACAGCGUUCCUUGUAGUCACGGAAACACAAGUAACGCUAGCUUGAAAUAAACGCAAUCACGGACACGAACGCUAAUUGAGAUGCUGGAUAUAUUUCUCAUUCCAACCAAUCUGCUCUUGAUCCUCAUCCUGAUACUUGUAGAUUUCUGGGAUCUGUCUGUAAAUACCCUGUUAAUAUCUGGAUUAUCCGCCGUCGAUGGAAAAUUGCACUUAUUAUUUUGAGUAGUGUAGCUGGCGCGUGUCUGUUAUUGUUCAAGAGCUCAGAAUAUAUGCUGUAUUUAUUUUACGAAUAAAUAUUGUCCUGUAGAUUGACAUGUAAUUGUUCUUGUAAUAAAACUGUUUAUAAAGAAAAA
Molecule: messenger RNA, 1680 nt
Organism: Puntigrus tetrazona (Sumatra barb)
Lineage: Eukaryota; Metazoa; Chordata; Actinopteri; Cypriniformes; Cyprinidae
Gene: cdkn1a
Product: cyclin-dependent kinase inhibitor 1A
Exons: 3
Coding region: 225-638 (137 amino acids)
Biological process (GO): signal transduction by p53 class mediator; regulation of mitotic cell cycle
Cellular component (GO): nucleus
Molecular function (GO): cyclin-dependent protein serine/threonine kinase inhibitor activity
Source: RefSeq, a predicted model, not a curated record